AUGUCUGACGUUGAGGAGACUCCUGUGGAUGUCCAGGUCGAGGAGACCGCCCCUGCCCCUCAGGGUGGUGCUAUGAGCAUUGAGGAUGCUCUCCAGCAGGUGCUGAAGAAGGCCCUCGUGCACGAUGGUCUGGCCCGUGGUCUGCGUGAGGCGGCCAAGGCUCUGGACCGUCGCCAGGCCCACCUUUGUGUGCUGUGCGAGACCUGCAACGAGGCCGAGUACCUUAAGCUCAUUGAGGCUCUUUGCAACAAGCACGACAUCAACCUCCUGAAGGUCUCGGACCCGAAGACCCUUGGUACCUGGGCCGGUCUCUGCAAGAUCGACCGUGAGGGUAACCCCCGCAAGGUCGUCGGCUGCUCGUGUGUCGUUGUUCGCGACUACGGUGAGGACUCGGAGGGUCUGAAUGUGCUCCUCGAGUACUUCAAGAGCCAGCGCGCUUAA
This is a messenger RNA of Malassezia pachydermatis, 441 nucleotides long. Its product is annotated as 40s ribosomal protein s12. Lineage: Eukaryota; Fungi; Basidiomycota; Malasseziomycetes; Malasseziales; Malasseziaceae. Gene Ontology annotation, molecular function: structural constituent of ribosome. The coding region runs from base 1 to 441 and encodes 146 amino acids. The transcript has a single exon. Gene Ontology annotation, biological process: translation. The record is from RefSeq and is a predicted model, not a curated record. Gene Ontology annotation, cellular component: ribosome; cytosolic small ribosomal subunit.